Pyrus x bretschneideri (Chinese white pear) is the source of this 1950-nucleotide messenger RNA. Its product is annotated as UDP-glucuronic acid decarboxylase 1. NCBI's taxonomy places the organism in Eukaryota, Viridiplantae, Streptophyta, Magnoliopsida, Rosales, Rosaceae. Gene Ontology annotation, biological process: D-xylose metabolic process. The record is from RefSeq and is a predicted model, not a curated record. The transcript has 7 exons. The coding region runs from base 353 to 1654 and encodes 433 amino acids. Gene Ontology annotation, molecular function: UDP-glucuronate decarboxylase activity; NAD+ binding. Gene Ontology annotation, cellular component: cytoplasm.
AGCUAACUCAUGCCCUUGAUCGUAGCAUAAUUUCCCACACACCAACUGCCACCCGCGUGCUUCAUCAUCAAAUCUGGGUCCAAUCAAAAUGCAAAUCCCUUCCUAAUUACUCAAAGCAACCCCCAACAUUCGAUCGUAUUCCAUCGCCAUCGCCAUCACCAUAACCAUAACCACCUCUCAGAAACAGACCUUUCACCUUCCUGGCCCAAAUACCAAAACACACACACACACACGCAGUCCCCAACUAAUCCUUUUCACCUGGACCAGAAAGUCUCUGUCUUUCUCCCCAAACCCAGAAAACCAGAAGAGACAGAGAAAAAAAAAAUCUCAAUCCCCAAUUCCCUAAAUUGUAAUGAUGAAGCAACUGCACAAGCAAUCGAGCGUGAACCACCGGCGGGACGAAGAGACCCCAUCGACCCUAAGCUCUCCCUACUCCCCCAAAGCUCUCAAGCACCCCCGAUCACUCCCCAGAUCCAUCAACUACCUCUUCAAGGAGCAGCGCCUCCUCUUCAUCCUCGUCGGCAUUCUCAUCGGUUCCACCUUCUUCAUCCUCCAGCCCACCCUCUCCCGCCUCGGCCCCUCCGAUCCCAACUCCGCCAUCAACACCGUCUCCAGAUCCUUCUCCACCGCCCACGACCUCGUCUCCAAGCCCACUCAUGCCAAGGUCGGUCGCGUCCCUGUUGCCCUCGGCAAGCGGAGGCUCCGCAUCGUCGUCACCGGCGGAGCUGGGUUCGUCGGGUCCCACCUCGUUGACAAGCUCCUUGACAGAGGUAAUGAUGUGAUUGUGAUUGAUAAUUUCUUCACUGGGAGGAAGAACAAUCUGGUGCAUCAUUUCGGGAACCCGAGGUUCGAGCUCAUUCGGCACGACGUCGUCGAGCCGGUUCUGUUGGAGGUGGAUCAGAUCUACCAUUUGGCUUGCCCUGCCUCCCCUGUUCAUUACAAGUAUAACCCAGUCAAGACAAUUAAGACCAAUGUGAUGGGUACCCUUAACAUGCUGGGACUUGCCAAGCGAAUUGGGGCACGGUUUUUGCUUACUAGUACCAGUGAGGUUUAUGGCGACCCGCUGGAGCAUCCUCAGAAGGAGACUUACUGGGGAAAUGUGAAUCCUAUAGGUGAGAGGAGCUGUUACGAUGAAGGAAAGAGGACAGCAGAGACAUUGGCAAUGGAUUAUCAUCGAGGUGCAGAUGUUGAGGUGCGUAUUGCUCGAAUUUUCAACACUUAUGGGCCGCGUAUGUGUUUAGAUGAUGGGCGUGUGGUUAGCAAUUUUGUUGCUCAGGCUAUCCGCAAACAACCAUUGACUGUGUACGGUGAUGGUAAACAAACACGAAGCUUCCAAUAUGUCUCUGAUUUGGUCAAUGGACUGAUGGCAUUGAUGGAUGGAGAACAUGUCGGACCUUUCAACCUGGGUAACCCAGGGGAGUUCACUAUGCUAGAGCUUGCCGAGGUUGUCAAAGAAACAAUUGAUUCUAGUGCGACCAUAGAAUUCAGACCAAACACUGCUGAUGAUCCACACAAGAGGAAGCCCGAUAUUAGCAAAGCCAAGGAGUUAUUGAACUGGGAGCCGAAAGUCUCACUGAGGGAAGGACUGCCCCUAAUGGUGAGUGAUUUCCAGAAUCGCAUUCUAAAUGAAGAUGAAGGAAAAGGGAUUAACUAAGAAUGAGGAGAACCGGUAUGUAUAGUGUGAAGCAUGACUGUAUCAAAUCGAUUCGUUUAUUAUUGUCAUCCUCAGUUCACAUUACCUGGCAAUUCAAGCAAAAUGCCACUGUAGGAAAUGUAUCUGUUUAACGGCCGUGCUUGAUCAGCAGAGAGUCUACAGUCACUAGAUUUUGAUGAAUUUUUUUACAACAUUUUCUGGCACACAUUGUGUUGGUGGAAGGAUGUAUCUUCUUUUAUUCUUUUUGACAUUUUUUUAGGUAUCUUGAAACGAAAGUUGAUUCUCCUUGCAGAAAA